Argentina anserina (silverweed cinquefoil) is the source of this 1308-nucleotide messenger RNA. Its product is annotated as G-type lectin S-receptor-like serine/threonine-protein kinase At2g19130. Gene Ontology annotation, molecular function: ATP binding; protein kinase activity. The transcript has 2 exons. Bases 1 to 1308 code for a protein of 435 amino acids. The record is from RefSeq and is a predicted model, not a curated record. Gene Ontology annotation, biological process: recognition of pollen; protein phosphorylation. NCBI's taxonomy places the organism in Eukaryota, Viridiplantae, Streptophyta, Magnoliopsida, Rosales, Rosaceae.
AUGGAUCCAAGCGAAGAAUGUGAUGUUUAUGCUUCCUGUGGUGCUUUUAGUGCAUGCAACCAACAUGACCUUCCUCGGUGUGGCUGUCUAAAAGGAUUCAAACCGAAAAUUCCUAAAGAAUGGGAAUUAGAAGAUCACACAGAUGGCUGUGGGAGGAAAACUUCAUUUAAUUGCAGUGAUGAGGGAAGUUCAGCAUUCCUGGUGAUGAAGAGUACUACCUAUCCCGACAGUCCCAACUCUUUGGUAGUUGAUAACAUUGGCAAAUCAGCAUCUGAGAAGAGAAACACCGCUUGGAUUGUGGUUGGAGUACUUGCAGCCAUCGUUACAUUCUUCAUCACUGUGCUGGUAGUUGUCAGAUGGAGACAGUUUGUUAGAGCAUUGGAGUCUUUUGAGCAUUCUCUAGUUGUUUUCAACUACUGGGAUUUAAAAAAAGCAACACGAAACUUCUCAGAGAAACUUGGAGAAGGAGCUUCCAGUUCUGUUUUCAAGGGGAUAUUGCCGGAUUCAACACCCAUAGCAGUAAAACAACCAAAGAGUCUGCGGCAGGUUGAAAAGCAAUUUCAGUCUGAAGUCAGAACUCUUGGUGCAAUACAACACAUCAAUCUUCUCCGCCUUCGUGGGUUUUGUGCAGAUUCUACAAGAAGACUCUUAGUUUAUGACUAUGUGCCUAAUGGCUCUCUACAAUCUGUUUUACUUCAAAAGAAUCCACUAAUGUUAGACUGGAAAGCAAGAUAUCAUAUUGCCAUAGGCAUUGCAAGAGGAUUAGCUUACCUCCAUGAGGACUGUAGAGAUUGUAUAAUACACUGUGACAUUAAGCCAGAGAACAUUUUGUUGGAUGAAGAAUAUAAUCCAAAAAUUGCAGAUUUUGGUCUUGCAAAACUCAUUGGCAGACACCACAGUCGAGUUCUGACAACUUUGAGAGGAACUGCUGGCUACCUUGCUCCAGAAUGUUUUACAUGUGAGGCGAUCACGGCAAAAGCUGAUGUCUUCCGCUAUGGAAAGUUGUUGUUUGAGGUUAUAUCUAGAAGGAGAAAUAGUGAAGGAAUAGAUGAUGAACUAGAAGACUACACUCCUAACCGGGUUGCAAAUGUAGUAGCUAAAGGAGAAGAUGUUCUUACCUUGGUUGAUUACAGGUUGGAAGGUAAUGCUGACAGAGAUGAACUUAAAGUUGCAUGUUGGUGUAUUCAAGACAAUGUUUUCAGAUGCGAAGGCGAAGGCGAAGGCGACAUGGUCAAGCCUCACAAGGCGAGAGCAUCGGCGUGCAAAGGCGAUUUAAGGCGAUCGCCUUUCCAACAAACAUUAAUUUAA